Molecule: messenger RNA, 2236 nt
Organism: Neltuma alba
Lineage: Eukaryota; Viridiplantae; Streptophyta; Magnoliopsida; Fabales; Fabaceae
Product: BTB/POZ domain-containing protein At3g22104-like
Exons: 4
Coding region: 445-2070 (541 amino acids)
Molecular function (GO): protein binding
Source: RefSeq, a predicted model, not a curated record
AAGGUGGUGGUGGGGAAGCCGAAGAGGAUUGGUCCCCCCACCCACCUGCCCAAGAAAAAUGGUCCACAUGGUGGUAAAUUUGGGAUAUUGAGAGAGAGGGACGGAGGAUGAAGGCGACUAAAAUAAUGGGGGAAACGGUAGGUGCAGAGAUCUAGAGACUUGAGCAGCGAUGAAAAUGGAAUAAAGCUUGAGCUUCAAGGCUUUUCUAUGACUCCCUCAUGACCCGGAAUUGUUCACACAACUAUAUACUUUUAUAGGAGGCGCCUACUCUUAUUUUUGCAGGAAUGUCAGAAGGACUGAAGGAGGUGAGUGUUGGUGCUUUGCUGGUUUAAACUUUAAACAGCAGGUUUCAAAAAGUAAGGUACUCUUGAUUUGAAGCGGGUUUUAGGUUUUCCUUAAUUGCUUUAGUUAUGGAAGUUUGCUCUGUUCUUGAAGUGGAUGUAAAUGGACAAGAAACCUUCCUGGUGGACAAGUGGGUCUAAUUUGCAGGAUAUCGUUGCUCAGUAUUCGGGUAAAUUCUCGAAACUAUUUGGCAAAUCUAGUAGCGGCAGCACCAGAAAGCUUAAAGUAAUAUUCCAUGACUUUCCAGGAGGUGCAGAAGGUUUUGAGCUCAUGUUAAGAUUCUGUUAUGGUAACGGAAAAACUGACAUAACUCCUUCCAAUUUGGUCCUCGCUCAUUGUGCUGCUGAAUUCAUGGAAAUGAAAGAAUCUGUGGCUGGGCUUUCUAAUUUAUCGGCGCAAACUGAAAAAUUGCUCCCGGAGACUAGCUAUUGGACAUGGUCGGACCUUUUGAUUGCCUUGAAGCAGUGCCAGAAUAUAGAGUCAGUCUCAGAUUCUUCAUCGAUGCUAGGAAAAUGUUUGGAUUCACUUGUUGGGAGGCUGGUUUUAGGCUGUGAAGCAAGUCCAUGUCCAUCUACUUGUUCUCCAGACAGUUCUGGGCUUCGGUUUUCAUGCGACUCUAAAAGCACUGAGAGUAUCAAGACAAAUUUCUCUCAUUCAACAUGGUGGUUUGAUGAUCUAGUAUUUUUGAGUCCCCCGAACAUUGAAAAGUUGGUGCAAUCAAUGCUUGUAAGAAAAUUGGACCAAGUUGUGAUAAGUAGGUUUCUGUUGUUCUAUCAAAAGGCCAAGUUUUCGACUGCUGCAACUGAGGCAAAGCGUAAAAUUAUAGAAAUGAUCAUAGAUAUGCAUCGCAAUAUGGAUCAGAGCUGUGUUUCCUGCAAGACCUUGUUUGGGAUUCUCCGACUUACAUUAGGUUUGAACAUAAGCAAAUGCAGCAGGAAUAAGUUGGAGAACAUGAUUGGUUCCCAGUUGGAUCAGGCGACCUUGGAUAAUUUGCUUGUUCCUUCUCCUUAUGGAAUAAGCUACUUAUACGAUGUGAAUCUCAUUCUGAGAUUUUUGAAAGCGUUCCUAGGACAAGGGAAAACCAGUCUGAUAACUCCUAUUCGAAUGAAGAAAGUUGCCAUCUUGGUAGAUUUGUAUAUAGCAGAAAUAGCCCCUGAUCCUUGUUUGAAACCUUCCAAGUUCAUGGCACUUGCCACCGCACUGCCUGAUUAUGCGAGAGAUUCAUAUGACGAACUCUACCAUGCAAUGGACAUGUAUCUAAAGGUUCACGCUGGAUUGUGUGAAGAAGAGAGGGUGAAGAUAAGUUGUGGUUUAAAUUAUGAGAAGCUUUCAGCUGAGGCUUGCCUACACCUUUCUCGGAACACGAAUUUUCCUUCAAAUUCUGCUGUUCAAGCUCUCAUAUCUCAGCAAUCCAAGCUCAGUAACUUGCUCCAGGGUACUCCAACUACUCCAAGUUCAACUUCUUUCACCGAUUCGCCUGGUAGUUCCAGUGAUGCUGGUAAAAAGGGAAGGAAAGGCAAAACCAGCGAGCAGGUUGUGCUGUAUUCUGGGAAAUUUGAUGUUUCAGCUGAUAAUGAGAACCUCAGAGCACAUUUGCAAGGAAUGCAAUGGAGAGUUAUGGAACUGGAGAAAAUCUGUAAGAAGAUGCAAACCCAGAUGGCAAAAAUAUCAAAAUCAAGAGCAUCCGGGAACAGUUACGCACUAUCCUUGCCCAAGCUCUGUUCGUGACAGAGAUUUUGGGGAUCGAAUUGUUCUUCUAACUCAAAAUAUGCAAUUUGUACAGCAGAGAAAUGAAGUUUGUGUUUGUUGAUGCAUCUUUCCUGCUCAACUGAAGUCGUUUGAGUAUAUAAUCAUGUUUACGUGGAGAAUCUCUCCUGAUUGUACAGCCAUGAAA